AUGUCAGACGGGAAGUACCGCGACAGUUUGCUGGACGAGGUCUUCGCGAAACGACCUGUACUUAUUUGCGGUGACGCAGUCUUUCAUUUACGAAAGGAUAGGCUGUCGAAACUCCUCAGUAUGAUCUGGACGCACGAAUUGGCUUCAACUAUCGAUAGCACUGCCCGUGGAGUCGAGAUUGCUUCCUUCACACCCGGAGCUAGUCAGACGCAGAUCUGUCGGGACCUCGGGACUGGGCAUAUUGUGCGCAUAGUCAUGAACCUCUUUUGUCAAUCGGCCGAAGAAGGAACCUGGACGUUUAUCCGGGCUUUGAUUGCCGAAGACUACCACGGUCGGUAUUUCUUCAGGAGCGCGCUUGCGAGUGGGGCUAUCCUCAAGCGCGUGACCCUCAGAGGUAACAUCCAGUAG
Penicillium samsonianum is the source of this 408-nucleotide messenger RNA. RefSeq lists its product as uncharacterized. NCBI's taxonomy places the organism in Eukaryota, Fungi, Ascomycota, Eurotiomycetes, Eurotiales, Aspergillaceae. The transcript has 3 exons. The record is from RefSeq and is a predicted model, not a curated record. Bases 1 to 408 code for a protein of 135 amino acids.